AUGGCCUCAGGGAGCGGGUUCGACUCCCGCGCGAUGUCUCUAAGCCGUACGGAGUUCAAUGUGGAAAGACCAAAACACAAAGUUGCCUCCUUUGGUCGUCGAUAUUCUUUAGGAGCAUCUUGCUUGAAGUCCCUGUGUUACCGGAAUGGCCCGGACUGGUUCAAGGAGAUACCCGACCAUUGUCACCAGGGCUUGGAGAGAGGUGACGCUACUGAGAUCGACAGCGGUGGUGACGGCAAAAGCCAAUGUGAGCUUUCAACAGUUACUAAAGUGAAGCAGAUAAGGAGUCCCUCGGCAUUUGUUGAUGAUCAUCGAAAUACAUUCCCUGGACUCCUGCUCUGCUGCCAUCAGAUCACCGAGGAGCUGACGGACAUGUUAUACAAAGAAAACACUCUUCAAAUCAACAUUCAAGACGAGUCCACUCUCGAAAAUUUGAUCAGGCCCAACACAAGGCAGAAGAUACGCAAAAUGGUGCUCAUCCUACGACCUCGGGGACUCUCUCACCGACGCAAGUUUCGCAUGAACCCUGAUAUCUGGGAUGGUAUCCUCGGGAAUCUUCAGAUACUAGGGGUUGUUGUAGAGCAGCCGGAACCCUACUUUGAAACACUGCUUACUGGAAAAAAAGCAGAAGACGUUUUUGCGGAUUGGAUUGCCUGUAUAACUCCAAUCCUGGAAUAUGUAGGUCAGGCUCUUCAUAGAGAAGCCAAGAUUGUGGUGGAUGCAAAUGAACACCAAAAGACGGUUGAAGUGAUAAAAGAGGCAAUACCGGAGCGCUGCCACUUUCAGCGCCUAUCCUUGGCCGACUUCAUAUUUGUAAGAGGAAGGUUCGCUUCGGCAUCAGCAUUCUGGGGAAGAUAUUGGGGCUACUUUGGGGACGACUCAAUCACCGCUCAGGACUGCAUGGAUGAUGAUGACGACUUCGCUCUUCUUUAUUCUAAUCGAGGCCCGCGAGCGGCUCACAGGUCUCGAACAUAUAGGUGGCUAGGCUAG
This is a messenger RNA of Trichoderma atroviride IMI 206040, 990 nucleotides long. RefSeq lists its product as uncharacterized. Lineage: Eukaryota; Fungi; Ascomycota; Sordariomycetes; Hypocreales; Hypocreaceae. The record is from RefSeq and is a predicted model, not a curated record.